Molecule: messenger RNA, 2164 nt
Organism: Nothobranchius furzeri (turquoise killifish)
Lineage: Eukaryota; Metazoa; Chordata; Actinopteri; Cyprinodontiformes; Nothobranchiidae
Gene: rec8b
Product: REC8 meiotic recombination protein b
Biological process (GO): replication-born double-strand break repair via sister chromatid exchange; sister chromatid cohesion
Cellular component (GO): meiotic cohesin complex
Molecular function (GO): chromatin binding; protein binding
Source: RefSeq, a predicted model, not a curated record
GGUCGUGCGCGAGUUGACGCGGGAAAACCCCAGCUAUUAAGGUUUCGUCAUUUUUAUUAGCAUAAUUUCUAAGCUUUGAGAGGUGACUUCAACGCAUAAAGCGAAAUGUUUUACUACCAAACUGUUCUCCAACACCAUACUGGGUGCUUUUCCACAAUUUGGCUAGCGGCCACCAGGGGCAUCCGUAUCACUCGCAGGGAGUUCCUCAAAGUCAAUGUAAAGCGAACUUGCAAGGAAAUCCAAGAUUUUGUGACAGGCCAAGUUCCUUCGCUGCAGCCCAACCAGUCCAAGCCUCGCUUUUCCCUCUACCUGUCAUCUCAGCUGCAGUAUGGAGUGGUUGUGGUCUAUCACAAGCAGUGUGGCUUUUUACUUGAGGAAACCCAGCAAAUCAUCGACCGCCUGAUUCGCUCUAAAUCACAUGUCCAGAUCGACAUGCCUGACGCUGACAGGAUGGUGAUGGACCUCGUCGACUGCCUGAAUGGGAUGGAGGAGGCUGAAAGUGCUCAGGACCCUUUCUUUGGUCUCAUGGAGUCUCAUGAACUCCCUAGUCCCAAUAAACUCCACCAGGUGGAGGUUGAGAUGUGCGACCUGCAGCACUCUCUGGUGCCCGGUCCCCACAUGACAUCCAGCAACCAGAGUCUGAGUUCGCCCGCGGCAGCCAUCACCCUGAAAGAACAGGAGCCGUUUGUCAUCAACGCUGCUGAGUGUUUCGAGGGAGAUGACCUUCCGGAAGUCACCGCCAGAGACAUCGAUCUAUUGAUGGAUCAGCCGGAUCCCUUCCGUAGAGAAGAGGACGGAGAGAAGGCAGACGGGACCGGAGAGCAGGGACUCGUUUCUUCUAUCAACCCGCUGAAGGAGACGAUGGUGGGAGCGGAGCAGGACAGCGAGAGGCUGCAGGACGAGGAGACGGGUCAGCCUGUGGAGCUUCCUCUGAAAGCCAUCUCCAUGGAGAGGACACCUCCCCAUGUAGCCAUGCCAAGCGAGAUCAUUGAGGACGAAGGUGGACAAAGUCCCUGUGAGGGGGUUGGAGUCCCCCCUGUGAAGAAGCACAGAGGAAGACGGAGGCGUCAGCUGGUCUUUGUGGACCUGGAGGUCCAGAUGUCGGACAAAGAAAUGCAGGAGCAGAUUGUAAAUCAGAAAACUGAGACCAACGAUCUGUUUGAAGUGCUGCUGAACUUGUCUUCACUGACCCAUCACGUCGCUCCCGCUCAGCUCUUCAGCGCCCCCUGUGGACCUCUCCUCCACCCUGACCUCCUGUUGCUAUGGAAACAGCAUGCCUCACUCGCCAUUCUUCCUGAGAGUGAGGAAGUGCUGGGAGCAGGGGGGGAGUCGGAGCAGGACAUGGAAGUGCUGAGGGACGAGAGGAAUAGAAGGCACUCACGCAUGAAGGAGACCUCCAGUGAGUCGGGGCUGCAGCCCUCAGAGGGUCCAUCUGAGAUGGACGUGGUGCUGGACAUGUCUAAAAAUGACAGAUCUGGAAGUGAUGUCAUCACUCCUGCUAGCAGAUGGUCUCCCCAAGUGGACGCAAAUCCAUCGAUGGAGCCAAUAGCCGAGGAGAACAUUGAGAUGCCCGAGGCCGAGACCGACGUGGCGAGCAGAAACUCACUCAGCUGGAUCUCCUCCAUCCUGCAGAGGCUUGAGGUGGUCACCUUUGACUCGGUGCUGCCCCCAGAGGCCGACCGCUCCGCUGCAGCUCAAAUGCUCUACAAACUGCUGGAGAUGCUGUCAGCUCAUCAGCUGACUGCCCAUCAGACUGAUCCCUACAGUGACAUCAUCAUUAGGCUUGCUGCACCCAGAGUGGUGGACUGAGCUCAGGUUCAAGUUGGGAUGAAUUCUGAUUUAUUCAGAUCCAACACAGAUCUUCAGUUUUUGUAGACGGUUCAAAGUUUUUAAGCACAUUUUUAAUAACAAACUUCAACUCUGCUUCAUGUAUUUAGGGCAAGUUUUAACUUUUUUAAUGGUUUUAAAUUGUUAAUUUUGUGAUUUUAAAUAUUGAAACAUGAACAUUUUUAUUGCUAAAGCCAUUUUAAAGAUACUUUUACAGAAUGUUAUCGAGAUUUGGAAAAAGUAAGUCUGUUAGAAAUCAACUUUUUUAUUGCCUACUGUUUAAAGACUAUUUCUGUGUCAUAAAUGUUUUAAAGGCUAUUAAAGGUUUUGUACUCUA